Molecule: messenger RNA, 591 nt
Organism: Laccaria bicolor S238N-H82
Lineage: Eukaryota; Fungi; Basidiomycota; Agaricomycetes; Agaricales; Hydnangiaceae
Exons: 4
Coding region: 1-591 (196 amino acids)
Cellular component (GO): cytoplasm
Molecular function (GO): GTPase activity
Source: RefSeq, a predicted model, not a curated record
AUGGGACGAUUAUUGAUUGGAACUGAGGACCGAACAGGACUGAACUGUACUACGCCUUUUGACGAAAUCGUCUGCAGCUCAGCAGACAGCGGCAAAUUGACCUACUGGUACGGCAAGCACCAACUCUUCACCACCCUCUCCCAGCCCAUAUUCAUCGUCAACCUCAACUCCGCAAAUGACAAUAUAUCCUACCCAUGCGCCCUCCCACCCCGUUUCGCCGCCUUGAACAUGGCCAUGAUAUCAUUAGCCGAAGACUACAGCCUCGUUGGAUUCAAAACUCUCGCAGUCGAGGACAAAACCUCAAUGAUCAAUCUCACCUGCGUCAUCAACCGUGCAACAAGGUACAGCUACAUCACUCCUCCCUCCUCAAAUCCACCCCAUGGUACUCUCAACGACACCGCCGCACCUCCAUCCAUCUGCGCAAACACGUCUGCGCUCUUCUCAAGCGCUGUGGGGGAGAUGAAGGGGAUACGAAGUGACGUUAGGGACAUCCAGGAACGGUGGCUUGAUGCGUUUGAGAGGGAGUGGAGGAAGGAGGGUGAGGCAGGUCGUGCUAGGAUACGAGAGCGGAAGGGAGGAUGUUGGAAUUGA